Molecule: messenger RNA, 3862 nt
Organism: Sturnus vulgaris (Common starling)
Lineage: Eukaryota; Metazoa; Chordata; Aves; Passeriformes; Sturnidae
Gene: CNKSR2
Product: connector enhancer of kinase suppressor of Ras 2
Biological process (GO): regulation of signal transduction
Cellular component (GO): membrane; cytoplasm
Molecular function (GO): protein binding
Source: RefSeq, a predicted model, not a curated record
AUGGCCCUCAUCAUGGAGCCCGUCAGUAAGUGGUCACCGAGCCAGGUCGUCGACUGGAUGAAAGGUCUUGAUGAUUGCCUGCAGCAAUAUAUAAAGAACUUUGAGAGAGAGAAGAUUAGUGGUGACCAGCUAUUACGAAUUACUCAUCAGGAACUGGAAGAUCUUGGAGUCACACGAAUUGGCCAUCAGGAGCUUAUCUUGGAAGCAGUAGACUUGCUCUGUGCACUGAACUAUGGUUUGGAAACAGAAAAUCUAAAAACCCUUUCUCACAAACUGAAUGCAUCUGCCAAAAAUCUGCAGAACUUCAUUACUGGGAGGAGGAGGAGUGGUCACUACGAUGGAAGGACCAGUCGCAAAUUACCGAAUGAUUUUCUGACAUCAGUAGUGGAUCUGAUUGGAGCAGCUAAAAGUCUUCUGGCUUGGUUGGACAGAUCACCAUUUGCUGCUGUCACAGAUUACUCAGUAACAAGAAAUAAUGUCAUACAACUCUGUCUGGAACUAACAACAAUAGUACAACAGGAUUGCACAGUAUAUGAAACAGAGAACAAAAUUCUUCAUGUGUGUAAAACUCUCUCUGGCGUCUGUGAUCACAUUAUCUCACUCUCUUCUGAUCCACUGGUUUCCCAGUCUGCCCAUCUUGAAGUGAUCCAGCUUACAAACAUCAAGCCAAGUGAAGGGCUGGGUAUGUACAUUAAGUCAACAUAUGAUGGUCUUCAUGUAAUUACUGGAACAACAGAAAAUUCACCUGCAGAUCGGUGCAAGAAAAUCCAUGCUGGGGAUGAAGUGAUUCAAGUUAACCACCAAACUGUGGUGGGGUGGCAGUUGAAAAAUUUGGUGAAUGCACUACGAGAGGAUCCGAGUGGUGUUAUCUUAACUUUGAAAAAGCGACCUCAGAGCAUGCUUACCUCAGCACCAGCUUUACUGAAAAAUAUGAGAUGGAAGCCCCUUGCUCUGCAGCCUCUUAUUCCUAGAAGCCCUACAAGCAGUGUUGCUACUCCAUCCAGCACUAUCAGCACACCUACAAAAAGAGACAGCUCUGCCCUUCAGGAUCUUUACAUACCCCCUCCUCCAACAGAACCUUAUGUUCCAAGGGAUGAAAAGGGCAAUCUCCCCUGUGACGAUGUUGGCAGACAUAUAGUGGGCAAACCAGUUCAUACAGGAUCUGAAUCUCCAAACUCAUUUCUGGACCAGGAAUAUCGGAAACGCUUUAACGUGGUUGAAGAAGAUGCAGUUUUGUACUGCUAUGAGUAUGAGAAAGGAAGAACAAGUGGUCCUGGAAGGAGAGAGAGCACACCAACAUAUGGGAAGCUGAGGCCUAUUUCUAUGCCAGUAGAAUAUAACUGGGUGGGAGAUUAUGAAGACCCCAAUAAAAUAAAAAGAGAUACUAGGAGAGAAAAUUCAUUGCUUCGCUAUAUGAGCAAUGAGAAAAUAGGUCAAGAAGACUACAUGUUUCAAAGGAAUAGCAAAAAGGAUACUGGGAAAAAGUCCAAAAAGAAGGGAGACAAGAGUAGUAGUCCAAGUCAUUACUCCCUGUUGCCUAGUUUACAAAUGGAGUCAUUGAGACAAGAAGUCAUGGGCACACCUGGACCAGAAACUGCUUUGUAUCACACAUUUCAGCAGUCUUCUCUACAGCAGAAAAGUAAAAAGAAGAACAAAGCUCCUAUUCCUGGUAAAAGCAAAAGACGAAUCUCAUGUAAAGAUCUUGGUCGAGGGGACUGUGAAGGCUGGCUUUGGAAAAAGAAAGAUGCCAAGAGUUAUUUCUCCCAAAAAUGGAAAAAGUACUGGUUUGUCCUGAAGGACACAUCUCUGUAUUGGUAUAUCAAUGAAGAGGAUGAAAAAGCAGAAGGAUUCAUCAGUCUACCUGAAUUUAAAAUUGACAGAGCCAGUGAAUGCCGCAAGAAAUAUGCAUUCAAAGCCUGCCAUCCUAAGAUCAAAAGUUUUUAUUUUGCUGCUGAACAUCUAGAUGAUAUGAACAGAUGGCUCAACAGAAUUAACAUGCUUGCUGCUGGCUAUGCAGAAAGAGAGAGGAUCAAACAAGAGCAAGAUUACUGGAGCGAGAGUGACAAGGAGGAAGCUGACACUCCAUCAACACCGAAGCAGGACAGCCCCCCGCCCCCGUACGACACUUACCCACGGCCACCUUCGAUGAGCUGCACGAGUCCCUACGUGGAGCCCAAGCACAGCCGCCUGUCGUCCACGGAGACGUCGCAGUCGCAGUCGUCGCACGAGGAGUUCCGCGCCGAGGUGGCCGGCAGCGCCACCGAGUCCCCGGUGCGCAAGACGGCGAGCCAGCGGCGCUCCUGGCAGGACCUCAUCGAGACGCCGCUCACCAGCUCGGGACUGCACUACCUGCAGACGCUGCCCCUGGAGGACUCCGUGUUCUCCGAGGUGGCCGUGGUGUCCCCCGAGCACCGGCGCCAGUCCACCCUGCCCACCCAGAAGUGCCACCUGCAGGAUCACUACGGCCCCUUCCCCCUCGUGGAGGGGGAGCGGAUGCAAGUGCUGAACGGGAACGGGGGAAAGCCCCGAAGUUUCACUCUGCCCCGGGACAGCGGCUUCAACCACUGCUGCCAGAGCCUCUCGGUCGGUGCUGCCGAGCACCACGAAGAAGCACAGCAGAAGGAGGUCGAGGAGGAGGAGGAAGAGGAAGGCAAAGCAGCAGAAGAAAACCAGGAAGAUAAAAUUGAAACUAUAGAGGAAAAAACAGCAGACUCCUUGCAAGAUUUGUACAGAGCCUUGGAGCAGGCCAGCCUGUCUCCUUUAGGAGAACACCGGAUUUCCACUAAGCUGGAGUAUAAGAAAUCUUUUAUAAAGAGAUGUAGUGAUCCAGUAGUCAAUGAAAAACUGCACCAGCUGCGAAUUCUGAAAAGCACUUUAAAGGCCAGGGAAGGAGAAGUAGCCAUUAUAGAUAAAGUUCUGGAUAAUCCAGCCUUGACGUCUAGAGACUUUCAAGAAUGGAAACAAAUGUACCUUGAUCUCUUCAUGAACAUCUAUGAAAGCAGCCCCCGGAGGGACUCUGUUGAUGGCUCGUCUGAGGUUGAAGCACUUAUAGCCUCGUUAGCACACACUCACUCUUACAUAGAAACACAUGUAUAAAAGUCUUUCUUUUUGUCCAUUUGCCACACUCCAACCCUUUACUUAAGUGCAUAAAGUAGUUUUUAUAUCAACAUGUGAGAGCUCUAGUAAAUUAUAUUUUAAUGUCACUCAGCUGUGUGAAACCUUCAAUGAUCAACGAUACUUUAAUGAGGAUUUGUAUAUUUUAUAUGCUACCAAUGCUCUGCUUGUGUUUACCUUCUGUGAAUUAAAAAACAUGAUCUUUAGCUAUUGAAGAAAAGGAUUUAAAAGCAUUUUUGGAAGACUGUGGCCUUCAUGCGGGAAGUUCCACGUGCUAAAGCUUUUGUUAUCAAAGGUCAGUUUUACAAUGAUAUUUUAUAUUAUAUAAUUCCAGUAUUGCAUUGCAUUUCUGGAGUGCAGGUACUAUUUUGGUGGUGAGAGAAAACCAAUUUUUAUAUUUCAUGAGAAACUCUAGGAGUUUUCUUAAAUAACAGGGAGAAAGUUUAAUGCAGUGGUUGUGUUUAAGUUUUGUCAAAAUAAAAGGGUGAAAAUCGGCAGACAAAAAAAUUACUAAUGUGAAUUUAAGUGUCGAAAGGUUAGGUCUUAUUUCCUUGUGCUUUUUUAAAGCCUGUUGCUAAGGUUUACCACCAGAGCAACGGGAUGCUGGUUUGUAUUAUAAUUAAGACCAAAUUGUGUGUUGUCUCUUAAUCACAUUAGGUUGAUUUUUAAAAAAAUCAGUCAUGGUACUGUUAUUGAUGAUGCUUUUGCACUGAAGGUAUCAGUAUAAUGUGCAGAUUUUGCAAAAGAG